UUUCUUCCUGUACCGACCGAAGUUUAUCUCCGGAUAUUCAGGACCCCAUGCAGGAUGAUACAAAGGAGACGGACAAUUCCACUUCCUCAGAUAAAGAAACCACCAAUAACGAAAAUGAGGAGCAGAACUCUGGAACCAAAAGAAGGGGACCCCGAACCACCAUCAAGGCCAAGCAGCUGGAGACCCUCAAGGCAGCUUUUGCAGCCACCCCUAAACCCACCCGACAUAUCCGAGAACAGCUAGCUCAAGAGACGGGGCUCAACAUGAGAGUCAUCCAGGUUUGGUUCCAGAACCGGCGCUCCAAAGAGCGCAGAAUGAAGCAACUGAGCGCACUGGGCGCCCGGAGACAUGCAUUCUUCCGGAGUCCUCGGCGCAUGCGUCCUCUGGGGGGCCGGCUGGAUGAAUCCGAGAUGCUGGGUACCACUCCAUACAGUUACUACGGAGAUUACCAAGGCGAUUACUACGGCCCCGGGAGCAACUACGACUUUUUCUCGCACGGCCCCCCCUCGCAGGCGCAGUGGUCCUUCUUAUCUUGA
This is a messenger RNA of Python bivittatus (Burmese python), 536 nucleotides long. The record is from RefSeq and is a predicted model, not a curated record. NCBI's taxonomy places the organism in Eukaryota, Metazoa, Chordata, Lepidosauria, Squamata, Pythonidae.